Pygocentrus nattereri (red-bellied piranha) is the source of this 806-nucleotide messenger RNA. Its product is annotated as CMRF35-like molecule 6. Bases 67 to 786 code for a protein of 239 amino acids. The record is from RefSeq and is a predicted model, not a curated record. Gene Ontology annotation, cellular component: external side of plasma membrane. Gene Ontology annotation, biological process: cellular response to lipopolysaccharide; immune response; cell surface receptor signaling pathway. Lineage: Eukaryota; Metazoa; Chordata; Actinopteri; Characiformes; Serrasalmidae. The transcript has 6 exons.
AGGGCUAGUGUAGUGCUGGGUGUGGAGCGGUCAGUGUGCUGUGUACUCAGUGUUUUACUAGUGAGGAUGUUGCUGACUUUCUAUCUUCUCUUCACUGGGCUUCAUGUCUCUCAAGGCUGUAAUCUGGUGAACAGAGAACAAGUACUGGAUAACACAGCUCAUAGAGGAGGGUCAGUACUGCUGCCCUGCUACUGCCCUGACCUACAGACCACACCUGAGGAAUUCAGCUGGAAGAAAGACAACACAAAAACAGACAGACGGGAAGAGAUAUCCAGUGGGAGUGGUCAGUACAGAGACAGAGUUCAGCUGUUUAAUGGUCACUCUCCAGGAAAUCUCUCUCUACUCAUAUCACACCUGACUGAAGAGGAUGGAGGAGUUUACUGGUGUGCCAUUAAAGGUGCUCAUUUAAUCAUCAGACUGACUUUAAAAGAGGGUCCACCAGAAACUACAACAUCUACUGCAGUGGUCAGUGUACACACCGGUCGAACCACUUCAACCCCAUACUCAUCUAAAGCGCCUAAUAACACAGGCAAUUCUAUGCUUUUCUUCAUCUUAUUCCCUGCUCUUCUUCUCCUGCUGGGACUCGGAGGAGUCAUCUACUGGAGAUGCAGAGGAUGGAGCCGAGGGCAGACGGACGGCAAAGAGCAAGUAAGGACAAACACAGAGCAGCAAUCACAGGAUGAAGUGAUGUACGCUACUGUCGUCCACAGUAACACAACCACAACAACAACCACAGUUAUUGAUAUUGAAGAAAAAGCAGAAUACGCCACCAUCAGAGUAAAGUAGUAACACCACUCAAGCCAUGC